This is a messenger RNA of Lymnaea stagnalis (great pond snail), 7280 nucleotides long. The record is from the annotation of a GenBank genome assembly. Lineage: Eukaryota; Metazoa; Mollusca; Gastropoda; Lymnaeidae.
GUUGGAUUUUUCCCCAGUGAAUGUGUGGAACUCAUUGGAGACAAGGUUCCAGCCUCGAUGACAUCCUGCUGUCCAGAACCUCUGGCCACGGCGGCGGCAUCUCGGAAACCCUGUGAGAACCCGGUGGAGCAGCCAUCCAUCCCCACGACCACCACACCAACCAUCACACCAACAACCACACCCUCAUCAUCCACACCGUCACCCUCACCAUCACGGUCCUCUACUUCAACAACGGCUAGUUCCGUUGGGACAUUUUCGCUGUCGUCCUCAUCGUUGUCCUAUCCCGACUCAUCGCCGACCAGUCAGUUGUUUGUAUAUUUUUCUGUUUGCUAGUGUGCCUGCCUCACCUGGGUUUGUUUUUUUUUUUUGCUGCCGUUGUGCAUGUCGGCGACCAUUACCGCCCUGUCAGCAUGCCGCUCACUUGGUUUCAGCACAGGACUCUUCGUAGCCUCACUCUUAUUUUCAGUUGGCAGGGACCUUUUAAUUUGUUUCAACACAUUCAGUUAGGAUAAUGAUGAUCAGGCCAGAACUUAUUCUGGUCAUGGUCAACUCCUUUGAGAGCUGCUCAGUCAUUCUUUAGAAAUGGUUAUGUGAUUCCAAUGGUUCUAUAAUUGUCUUCUUGACCAAGGGUGUUUCAUCUAAGGAGAAUGAGCCCAACUUUUCAAAGUUUAGAAUCAUUUCUUGUUUUAUCACAAAAUGUGUUGAUCUUCUGUGGGAUUGUUUGGUUUUCUGGUCCAUUUGGAAACUUCCAAAACGAAUGUUUUCUCUUGCCAGACAUCAUUGAUCUGGUAACUGAAUCUCUUUAAGUUUUAUAGUUGGGGGUUUACCCUUUGCCAUUUUAUUGGACUGUUUCUUUCUAUGUCAGCCUUCGUGUCACCAUAUCUAUACAUAGAUCUAUUUAUCAUUCAGUUGCUUUCAAGUUGUUGUUUUUUCAUCAAUUCUAAUGAGUUGAGUUUUACAAAUGCCCCAUACAGGACCGGUGUUAAAUAAUGGCAUGUUUAUAGCAAAACUUGAAAUCUUCGUGCUGCAGUGAUGUGUCUGACCUUUAAGGAUAGAAUUGUUAUGGAGUCCCAGCCCUAGAUUGAGACUCUGUGGAAACAACAAAUAGACAUGUGGAUCUUAUAGGGGGAUUAUGUUGAUGUGCAUUUCUGAGCGGUUCUGUGCCCCACAGUUUCAGCAGUAAGCUGUAGAGUGGCAUUGAUUGGCAGAAUUGUGACUAUUUUAACCUGCAUUUCUGAGAGCUUGUGUGCCCCACAGUUUCAGCAGUAAGCUGUAGAGUGGCAUUGAUUGACAGAAUUGUGCCUAUGUAACCUGCAUCACUUAGAACUGAUAAUCUCCCUUGAUUCCGGAGUGGCCUUGCUUUGCUGUGUAUUUGGUUGAGCUUUUGUUUGCACACUUACUAGUUGUUGUUACUGUUAAUAUUAAUCUACACCAUUUCCUCAUCUUUAGUUAACUUCUCACCUGUCUACACACACAUACAAACAUCACCAAGUUUAUCUUUGUCAUUAUAUGUGUCCUUAAAUGGAUUUCACUUCAGUAUUAAAAAAAAAUUACAAUUACUUCCAUUACCAUUUAUCAAUAUGAGAACCCUCUUUGGUGUCUUGUACAUCUCAAUGGGCAGUGCUUGCUACAUAACUUAAAUAUAUCUACCUAUAUAAAUAUUAAUACAUCAUAUUCACAUAUUCAGUAUUUAUUUCUUGAUCAUUUAAACUCCUUUGUUAAAUUCAACAUCAUAUGAAUGUACGGUAUCCCAAAUAUAUAUCCACCAUCAUUUUACAAGUCUCUAGCACAUAUUAUUAUCUUAGUCAUUAUCUUCAUCAUUACUUACCUAAUUACUAACCAGUGGGUCUGUCGUGGGCAGGUGUUAGCCAGUGUUAGAUCUAACCCUAGGCAUGGUAACUCACACACAGUAACAUCUGCUUAGUUAUUGCCAUGUGUGCACUGGCGAACAGGAGCGGUAGAAAAUAUUCACUUCAGUCAGUAACAAAAAAUAAGGCCAGGUUUAAAAAUAAGGAUUUCAGUCACAUGCUGGGAAGGGUUGCCCUUAUGGAAAAGAAACAAAAAGUCAAUUGGUCAAAGUCGCUUACUAAUUUUGUAAUGGCAGCGAUUGGUCCAUCCAAACAAACAAAAAAAACAACUUACAAUCUGUUGUUUCUUAGUUUUUAAAUGUAAUCAAAGUGAGUGUAAGAGAUGAUUUCAUGAGAAGAUCACAGUAGAAAACACCAAGUGGCUUACCCUUGCCUUGUAGAUCUGAAUAACCUUAGUUUCGAACACAGUAACUGCUGAGAUUUUUGUAUGAGUUUUCAAUGGCUGUAUUGACUAAUAGAUUUAAAUAUCAACUUUAGGGAAGGCUAAGUUAAACUGACUACUUGCUUAGAACUAAUCAAAGGUUACUAGAUGUAAUUAUUUCAUAACAUUAGUUCAUAAUAUCAGUUUCCAUGCUUCCAUGGCUCAAUAAUAAUGGCUCAAACUAUUUCACUCACCACAAUUUUUUUUAAAACCCAUGUAAAUUCCUGUUACAAACAAUAUUUAUUUUUUCUCCCUUCAAAAUCUAUCAAGCAUUUAUUGGAGGGUGUCUACAAAUCUUUAAACUAAGAAAAAUGGUUUCUAUAGGAAAUUUAUGAUAAGCUGUUGGGAUACUAUAAUCGAGCACACUGGAUUUUUCUCCCCAGCUUUGAUGGAAGACAUGAAUGAUAGCAACAGUGGUAAAUAAACUAGGGGUGAAGUGAUUUCUAGAUGAACUUAGAGGGAGUGUUCAUUAUUUUAGUUGGUUUUAUCAUUUGAUGUUAUCUUGCUUGCAUAAGUAAUUUAUAUUAUUUUUACUUAAUAAAAAAAAUAUUUUCUUUGAAAAUUGAUAUUUUCAAAGAAAUUUUUAAAAAAUUAAACCAAUCUUAACAUUAAUAAAUGAUAAUAAUAAUAAUUAUUGUUUUCUUAAAGAAGUACAUAGCUCCACUUGAAGUGUGUAACUUAUUUCCUCUUUAAUUUCAUCCAAAACAACUCUUAUGUUGAAUACUUUUUUUUUUAAAGUUGUAAAUGUUUUUUUUCUAAUUGGUAACACAUUUUAUCCUCAGUAGAUAAUACAAUGGCUGCAAAGUUUCCUUUUUAUUUGAACUGUGGGCAAUUUUAUGUUUUGCUGGUUUUCAGUGUUAAUUCACUUUUGGUGAAAAUGAAUAUUUGAAUAAGUCUGGGAACUUAAAGUUAACUUAUAAUUUUGUAAAGGAAUAAUUAAAGUGGUCUUAAACUAAUUUAUAUCCACUGAAAGAGAUGCAAUAUUUUUUGUAAUUUUCUUAUUACAGAUGCAAAGGAAACAGCUAAAUAAAAUUCUUUGUACAUGUUACGGUACCAAUACAGUUCUUUCCAGCACAAGCCAAAAAUUAAAUUCUGAACGUUCACCAUUAAAAAAAUGUUUAACUUUGACCAUAUUCCAGAGAUGUCGAAUUGAUGAUUGUGCAUAGUUUUCAACCAAAUGAUUUUAUUUCUUUAGUGAUCAGAAAACAUGGGAAACUGCUGUCUUUUCUCCGCACAUUUUUCUCACACCGCCCACCUCGCAACCAACUCAAACAGUCGGGGAUUGUCAAGGAGAGGGUAUUUGGCUGUGACCUUGGCGAACAUUUAUUGAAUUCAGGACACGAUGGUAACUUUUUACUGAAGUGUUUUAGAGGAUUUGGUUCACUCUGGAACUGGCAGAACAUUUGAGAACAUUCAAGUAUCAGAAUAUUUGAAAAAUAAUAUGUUUAUAUAUAUUUAUUAAUAUUGUUAAUUUCAAGUUACCAUUGAAAUUUUAAGAUUCAAGUCAAGUUAAUUUGUCUUUUAGUGUUUGAUGUAUGACUAAUAUCUUGUUUGUCUUGGUGUCAUCCCCACAGUGCCAUUGCUUUUGAAAAGCUGUACUGACAUAAUAGAAGAGUUUGGUAUAGUCCACGGUAUCUACCGGCUGUCUGGCAUCACUUCAAAUAUACAGAAGCUCAGGUUGGUUCCCGCCCACCCUAUGACUAUUUCAGACAGGGCUCUAAUCAGCCUGAUGCCUUAAAGUUCCUGCCCACCCUACGACUAUUUCAGACAGGGCUCUAAGCAGUCUGAUGCCUUAAAGUUCCUGCCCACCCUACGACUAUUUCAGACAGGGCUCUAAUCAGUCUGAUGCCUUAAAGUUCCUGCCCACCCUAUGACUAUUUCAUGCAGGGCUCUAAGCAGUCUGAUGCCUUAAAGUUCCUGCCCACCCUACGACUAUUUCAGACAGGGCUCUAAUCAGCCUGAUGCCUUAAAGUUCCUGCCCACCCCACGACUAUUUCAGACAGGGCUCUAAUCAGCCUGAUGCCUUAAAGAUGCAAAGCAGGGCUAAUACCCCCUCGAGAAAAAAAUUUAAACCGAUUUUAAGACAACUUACAAAUUAUCAUUAAUAUGGUCCUAUAGGAAAUAAUUAACCCUUUACAGGGCAGAGGUACUUCCUGUUGCUAGUCCUGAACGGACACCAUUUCUCCGGUUUUUUAGUAAGAUUUAGGGUUAUGUUAUUAAAAAAAUCAAAUCUAAGGUGUUAGUCAACAAAUUUGUGUGAAAUAAAAGGCAAAAUAAAAGAAAAUGAAUGCAGAUUUAUAAUUUUACUCACAUGUUGCCAUUAAUCCUCAUAUGAACACAAAUAUUUGCAAAAAACAAAUAUUAUAUGUGAUUGUGAGUCAUCUAUUUGCUAUUUACAAACACUGCCACAAAAUCGAAGUUUGUAAAAUUCAACACUGCUUACUACCCAGAUUUCACUAAUAUUACUAAUAAUAUUAAUAUCUAGUUCCAAUUUACAGUCAAUUCGUGCACUUCAAGGUCACUUAAAUUGAAUCCAGCUAAAUCUCCGCUAUCACUUGAAUGAUCGGCACAUAAUCGGCAAAAUCCAUUUCGAAAAAAAAAAAUUUUAAACCCCUAAAACUACAAAAAAAAUAUAUUAAAUACUUUUAACUGGGGCCCACUCUAUCCAGCUAUCGGAAAAACCGGAUGUAAACAAUAGGAAGUCUCGCAAAGACUCGGAGGUCACGAGUUUACAACUCUAUGUCGUCAUGGACGCUUUUGGAUGUUUUGCCCGUUCAGUACUAAAGACGUUUUUGACCUUUUUGCCCGGUAAAGGGUUAAAGUGGACCUAUAGGAAAUAAUUAAAUUGGACCUGCAGGAAAUAUUUGAAUUGAACUUAAGGAACAACUUAGCUAAAAGAUCUAGAUACUCAACUUAUAGAGGAGUUAAAAAUCAAACAACAUUGAAACGGCUGCCGCUGUUGGCAAUUUCUUAGUUAAUGUUUUUGGGCCAAUCCCAGGUUUCCUUAAUUUAAGAGCUUCUCGUAUCCUCAGGCUGGCAUUUGAUGAGGACCGUGUCCCAGAUUUGACAGAAGACUGUUACCUUCAGGAUAUUCACAGCAUUAGUUCCCUUCUCAAGAUGUACUUCAGAGAGUUGCCCAACCCACUUCUCACCUACCAGCUGUAUGACAAGUUUGCUGUAAGUCGUUCUUUAUUAGUCGUCUAUUCUAAAAAAGUGCAAUGAGUUUGAUUGGCUGAAGGUAACCCAGUCACGGACACCACUAACCUUGGUUAUACUCAGUUGUUUUAAACAAAACAAAAAAAACACUUGACAUAACGAGCAUUGUAACUUAUAAAUACACAUAUAAGAGGUUUAAAAAAUUUUAAAAAAAUUUAAUUUAAAUGUAUUAAAAAAAGUUUUUAUUUAAGCUAAAUUAUUUUAUCAAAUAUAAAAUGAAAUAAACAUGGCUGACUCCAUAAAUGUUGAAUUACUAAAUAACAAGGAAAUGGUCGUUGAUAAACACCAGGAUUUAGAGAGUGUAGAAAAUACCAGGAUUUAGAGAGUGUAGAAAACACCAGGAUUUAGAGAGUGUAGAAGGUACCAGGAUUUAUAGAGUGUAGAAAACAUGAUUUAACAACAGUCUAUCUGAUUUUUAAAAAGGUUUGUUCAAAUCUUAUUUCAGGAUGCUGUAAGAGAUGAGGAUAAUAAGCUAUUGAAAAUCCAUGAUGUAGUGCAGCAGUUGCCUCCCCCUCACUACCGAACCACAGAAUACUUGAUGAGACAUCUUGCCAGAGUGGCUGCCUAUGGCCAUGAGACAGAAAUGCAUUCCAAAAACCUGGCCAUUGUGUGGGCUCCUAAUCUGCUCAGGUACAGCAUAAUUGGGCCAUGGGGCCAAGCUGGGAGAAGAAAAAAAAAACUAGAUUUCUUUUUAAAUUUAAAGACUUUAAAUUGUCCCCUUCAAUAUAAUUGCUGAAAAAUAGAACACAACAAAAAAAAAUAUAAAAAAAUGUCCACAUUCAGAAAAGUUUUAGAAACUUAAAAGGUUUUUGUCCAGGUCUUUGGAUCAAGUUUUUUUAUGCAACCCUUAACUAAAAAUCAAAUCAGUCCACUGCAUGAUUCAUUAGUUAUAAGGAGAUGGGACAUGAAUCUUAUAACAUAAAUGAUUGAAAUAACUAAACAUUAUUGAAUGCUAAAUUGAGUGAAUGGUGAAAGACAUCGUGUGAUAAACAGGCUAAAAACAGGGUUGAAUUUCUUUAUGUUUUAGGAACAGUUGAAUAUAAAACAGAUUUAUUAUUCACAUUAAAUUUUCCUAAGAUCUCUUCCCUUGGAUUGAAUCUAACUUCCCCUGUUCACCAUCUCAAGGCAUUUAAAUUAGAGAUCACAAUGUUCAUGAUUACAACUAUAAUCAUAUUUAAUCAUAUUGACCUGCAGGUCCAAAGAGCUGGAGGCUGGCGGAGGGGCUGCGGCCUUGCAGGGUGUUGGCAUACAGGCUGUCGUCACAGAGUGUCUCAUCUGUUACUGUGACAUUAUCUUCAGUGACAAGAUGCCCAACUACAGCAACACGGAUAAUGGAAGUAAGUGCUGGCUUACGGCGUUUAGCCUAACAUGGGUACAUAUUUGAUACUGUCACAAUUAUAUUUACCUUUCAGUGAUGUGUUUCUUGUGUGUUCAACAUUUACCUGUGAAGGGCAGGUCUGUCAGUUCCAUGUAGUUCAAUUUGAACAUUCCUUGACUGACUUGAAGGUUACUAACAAAUGUCUAGCAACCAAUGGGUUUUAUAAUGUCAGUGUCUCAUCAUUGAUCUGUUCUGUUUAAAUUCCUCAGAGGGACAGAAGAAGCCCAGGCCUAAAUCCCUGGCCAUUUCCACCCCCACACGGCUGCUGUCCCUGGAGGAGGCCCGGGAGAGGGCUUUUAUUGGCCAUCUGGCACCGAAGAAGUUCAUUGAUGUUGGAGGUGGCCCCAAAAACCUGCCAUCCAAAUACCACACGGUGAUAGACCUACCAGGGUACAAG